GAAAACGGUUUGACAGCUCGUCAGUGAGCGGAGGGAGGGCUUCCUGCCUGUAGUUUUGUUAUUCGGGUGGUUGGCCUGUUUAUACCAUUCCGUCAAUUUCAGUCUCACCAUGACAUCCUCUUUAGACGAAAACAACAAGGAAAAGAUGCGCUCUGUUUCUGUGGAUCUAAACAACGAUGCUUCUCUACUCAUUGACAUUCCUGAUGCACUCUGUGAAAGGGACAAAGUCAAGUUUACUGUCCAUACAAAGACCACACUGAGCUCUUUCCAGAAGCCAGACUUCUCUGUGCCCAGGCAGCAUGAAGACUUCAUCUGGCUACAUGACACUCUGGUUGAGACAGAGGACUACGCUGGCCUGAUAAUUCCUCCAGCGCCCCCAAAGCCUGACUUUGAGAGCCCAAGAGAGAAAAUGCACAAACUGGGGGAAGGUGAAGCCACUAUGACCAAAGAAGAGUACGCUAAAAUGAAGCAGGAGCUGGAGGCUGAAUACCUGGCUGUGUUCAAGAAGACUGUCCAAGUGCACGAAAUCUUCCUGCAGCGAUUGUCCUCUCACCCCAUUUUAAACAAAGACAGAAACUUCCAGAUUUUCUUAGAGUAUGACCAGGAUCUGAGUGUGAGAAGGAAGAAUGCCAAGGAAAUGUUUGGAGGAUUCUUUAAAAACAUGGUGAAGUCAGCUGAUGAGGUCCUUAUCUCAGGAGUGAAGGAAGUCGAUGACUUUUUUGAGCAGGAGAAGACAUUUCUUCUGGACUACUACAGCAAGAUAAAAGAUUCUACUGCCAAAGCAGAGAAAAUGACCCGCGCGCACAAAAAUAUUGCGGAUGAUUAUAUUCACAUCUCUUCCACUCUGAACAGUCUCUCGGCUGAUGAUAGUACAGCAAAUAAGAAACACCUGGAGAAAUUGUCAGAUCUGUUUGAGAAACUCAGAAAAGUGGAGGGAAGAGUUGCAUCUGACCAGGAGCUGAAACUGACCGAGCUGCUAAGAUACUACAUGAGAGACAUUCAGGCUGCUAAGGACCUUUUAUACAGGCGAGCCCGGGCGUUAGCUGACUACGAGAACUCUAACAAGGCUUUAGAUAAAGCUCGACUGAAAAGCAAGGACAUUCCCCAGGCAGAGGAGCACCAGCAGCAGUGCCUGCAGAAAUUUGACAAGCUUUCAGAUUCUGGGAAGAAAGAGCUCACUGGUUUCAAGGGAAGGCGUGUUGUGGCCUUCAGGAAGAACCUCAUAGAGAUGGCUGAGCUCGAAAUAAAACAUGCCAAGAACAAUGUGACUCUAUUGCAGGGAUGCAUUGACCUGCUCAAGAGCAACUGACACGUUUUCAAGUGGUCCUGUCCAUAACAUUACCAGUAUAACCAGGUGUCCCCGGGGCCCCUGCAUGGACAUGAAUCCAAGACCUUUCUCUGCCCACACCCAGGGGUCUGAUGCCACUUUAAAGCCCUGCACGAGAUGCUCAAGUGUCUCGUAAGACGAAUGUCUCCAUGUUUACAGAGUCCCUGUCCUCUGGUCUGUGGUCCAUCCUUUUCCAUUAUUUAUGGAAGUCAAACUCAAUGUAAUGCCUUUAGAGAAUGAGGCUGCCACCAUUAAGGUCUUCCCUAUUUUUGCAGCACUACAAGACAUGAAUUCUGUUUGGUUUUUUUGGUAAUUUCUCAAUUUAUCCUUUUUACAUUAUGCACAUAGUGUAAAUUUUGCCUUUUUCAUCACGUUUCUGCCUCCAUGAAUUUGAAUUCUAACCUCCUCCCUCGUGUAAAUACCUUUUUGCAAAAAGGCUUAGAGAAUGUCUUUUGCAUAGCCAUAACCUACAUUUUACGGCUCAUAUGCUUAAUCUUUUGGGGGCUUUUUGUUUGCUAAUGGAACAGUUUGACUGAUGCAAAACUAGUGCCUGGAAAAAACUAUCCUCAUUCUCUGCAUUCCUGGCCUCUGAGAUUAGAGUGUAUUCAAACCACCCCGUUAGAAGACAAGACUGAUCAUCAAGUAUUCAAAAAUAGCUGCACUUCACCUCAGGAAUGGACUGUUGGUUUCGUCCCCAUUUGUAAGAAGUGGCGUCAGAUCCCACAGUUAUCAAAGACACACAUGGAUGAAUCAUAGAGACCGGUAGAAGAAUAAAUCAAACAAUAGGCUAUUUAAGCAUUAGCAUUUUCAUCCCAGCACAUUUGCACAGGGCACCCACAAUACCCCUGUACCACAUGUAUAAUGUCCUCAGCUGCUUCUUUACCCUGGCCAACUAUUAAUUAUUGUUCCUUUUCUUUAUUUUUCCCCAAAUCGUUAAUUACAGGCUCUCAUGUAUUGGACCUGAUAUAUUUUACCAGAUCUUCAAAGCAGUUGGUUUAUUUCAAACUGAAAAAGAUGCACUAAAAAAAAAAAUAAGAUACUUUACAAACGUGACCAGGCUCAGUGGAGAGUUAAAAUACAUUAUAGUUUUAUAUGAAAAUGAAUGUAUUUCUAAUGGAUUCCAUCUGUGCGAAGACCUUUACAUGAUGCUUUUCCUACAGAACAGCAUUUUAUAAAUUUGUAAUAAUUGCAUUAAAUAAAUCUUGUUUUUCCCAA
Molecule: messenger RNA, 2542 nt
Organism: Paralichthys olivaceus (Japanese flounder)
Lineage: Eukaryota; Metazoa; Chordata; Actinopteri; Pleuronectiformes; Paralichthyidae
Gene: snx5
Product: sorting nexin 5
Biological process (GO): pinocytosis; retrograde transport, endosome to Golgi
Cellular component (GO): endosome
Molecular function (GO): phosphatidylinositol binding; dynactin binding
Source: RefSeq, a predicted model, not a curated record